Molecule: messenger RNA, 1078 nt
Organism: Rhinichthys klamathensis goyatoka
Lineage: Eukaryota; Metazoa; Chordata; Actinopteri; Cypriniformes; Leuciscidae
Product: E3 ubiquitin/ISG15 ligase TRIM25-like
Exons: 5
Coding region: 1-984 (327 amino acids)
Molecular function (GO): zinc ion binding
Source: RefSeq, a predicted model, not a curated record
AUGGCAGAAGCCAGAAUUUCAGUGGAUCAGAAUGAGUUCAUCUGUCCAGUGUGUCUGGAUCUCCUGAAUAAUCCAGUGACCACUUCCUGUGGACACAGUUACUGUAAGAUCUGUAUUACAUGCCACUGGGAUCAGGAGGAUGAGAAGAGAGUCUACAGCUGCCCCCAGUGCAGACAGACCUUCAGGCCAAGACCUGCUUUAGCUAAAAACACCAUUCUGGCUGAAAUGGUGGAGAAACUGAAGAAGACUAAACUUGCUGCUGACUGUUACGCUGGAGAUGGAGAUGUGCAGUGUGACGCCUGUACUGGAAGAAAACACAAAGCCGUCAAGUCCUGUCUGGUGUGUCUGAACUCUUACUGUCAGAAUCACCUUGAACAACAUGAGAGUUUCUUUAAAGAAAAGAGACACAAUCUGACUGACGCCACUGGACGACUGCAGGAGAUGAUCUGCCAGAAACACGACAAACUCCUUGAGGUUUUCUGCCGCACUGAUCAGAAGUUUAUAUGUGUGCUGUGUACGAUGGAUGAACAUAAAAACCAUGACACUGUAUCAGCUGCAGCGCAGAGGACAGAGAAACAGAAGCAGCUGAAGGAGACGCAGAGGUCGUUCCAGCAGAGGAUCCAGCUGAGAGAGAAAGAUCUUCAGCAGCUGAGAGAGGCUGUGGCGUCUCAUAAGCGCUCUGCACAGACAGCAGUGGAGGACAGUGAGAAGAUCUUCACUGCACUCAUCCGCUCCAUUAAGAGAAGCCGCUCUGAGGCGACACAGCAGAUCAGAGAUCAGGAAAAGACUGAAGUGAGUCGAGCUGAAGGACGACUGGAGCGACUGGAGCAGGAGAUCAAUGAUCUGAGGAGGAGAGACGCUGAGCUGGAGCAGCUUUCACACACACAGGAUCACAUCCACUUCCUGCAGUCACUUUCACCAACAUUGUUCCCAGGACCAGGAACGACUUCCUACAAUAUUCUCAUCAGUUCACUCUGGAUCUGAACACAGUGAAUAAACGCCUCCGUCUGUCUGAGAAUAACAGAGAGAUUGAACUCACUGACACAGAUCAGCCGUAUCCUGAUCAUCCAGACAGAUU